Emiliania huxleyi CCMP1516 is the source of this 930-nucleotide messenger RNA. RefSeq lists its product as hypothetical. Gene Ontology annotation, molecular function: serine-type endopeptidase activity. NCBI's taxonomy places the organism in Eukaryota, Haptophyta, Isochrysidales, Noelaerhabdaceae. Bases 1 to 930 code for a protein of 309 amino acids. Gene Ontology annotation, biological process: proteolysis. The transcript has 7 exons. The record is from RefSeq and is a predicted model, not a curated record.
AUGUUUUUGCUGCCGCGGCCGCGCCGCGACCUCCCGUUUGUUUUGGCGCCGAUGCAGCGCCGUCUCUCGCCGCGCGAGAUGGCGCCGCCGCGGCGACCGGCGCGGGCCAUCGUGAACGGAGACAGUGUGAGCGACGCGGAGGCGGCCGCGACUGGCUCGGUUGGCCUGUGGAUCGACCUCUCUGGAUGCUCGGUGUGCCGCAAGGACAAGCCGGCGACGUGCUCCGGGACGUUGGUCGCGCCGACGCUCGUCCUCUCGGCGCGGCACUGCCUCGAUACACCGCGGAUGCUCAACGGCACGCUCGAGCGGGUCGUCUUUGGCUCGGACAUGUUUGGCGCCGGAGCGAGCCGCGACGUGGUCGCCGUGAAAAGCACAUCCGACUACGGCAUCGAGACGGCGGGGAAUGACCUUCUCCUAGAUGCGGGAUCCGAUCCAACACUCGAGAGGAUCUCAUCCUCCUCAAGCUGUCCAGCCCAGCUCCGAAAGAGCCUGCUCCCCUCCAAGGAGGAGCAGGAGGAGGCGAGGAGGAAGGGCUCUCCCUUCUACCCGGACGGGCUAGGCUUCCCAUCCCUGGCAACCUACGGCUACGGCCAGCAGGCGUGCGCCGCAACUUGUACUACCGACCCCGCCGCGUACUCUGCCGGGCAGCUAAGACGGCUCGGCGUCAGCGUCCAGACGGAGAUUCGGCCGUGGGCGGCGGGCUUCCUGACGAAACCCGUCGACCGCAACACGGGGACGUGCGCUGGCGACUCGGGCGGCGGCGCGCUCGCGUUUGUGCAGGACCCGAAGGGCAGGGGGAUCCGCCAGUUCCUCGUGGGCGUGCAGGCGGUCUUCGUCAACCCGGCGGCCUUCUCCGAGUUUCUGCUGCAGGCGAGCCGGGAUUUGGGCUCGCCGCUGCAGCCGACCAUCAACUGGAGGGAGUACUCCUGA